GCCCUCUCCGACCCACUGGGACCCUGAGACCAGGACCCCUCCGACCCACCGGGACCCCGAGACCGGGACCCCUCCAACCCACCGGGCACCGGGACCCCUGGGCGUCGGGACCCUUCAACUCACAGCCCUCAGCACCCUGAGCCCUGGGACCCCUCCGACCUCUGACACCAGGAUCCCCUCCCACUCCUACGUACUACCACCGGACACCGGGACCCCUCUGACCCACCAGGCCCUGGGACCCCAUGGCUGGGACCUCUUCCACCCACCGGGCACCGGGACCCCCAGUACUGGCACCCCUGGGCAUCAGGACCCUUCAACCCACCGGGGACCACUGGGUGCCGUGGCCCCAGGACCCUCAGCACUGGGACCCCUGACACUAGGAUCCCCUCCCACCCCUACCUAGCACCACCGGACACCGGGACCUCUCCGACCCCCAGGCACUGAGACCCCAUCCUGAGGAGCGGGGUGAUGCCCCAUGUCCCCUACCCGGUGUCUUUCCGGUGCUGGCCACCCAGACCCCAUUUCCCACUCUGCGCCCAGACCUGGUUCCCACCCAGCGGAUCCUCAGGCUCUGCUCCCAGCACCCUGACUGGGAAUCCUGUCCUGGGCACCCAUGGUGCUGUAUUCCAGCCUACACGUCACCCAGCGCUAUGGUUUUGUGGGGAAUGCCUGCAGCCCUGCCUGCAAGUGCCAUCUCCUCUCUGCCCACUCUGCCGCAUGCCCUUCGACCCCAAGAAGGUGGAGAAGGCUUCCAGUGUGGAGAAACAGCUUUCAUCCUACAAAGCUCCCUGCAGAGGCUGCAACAAGAAGGUGACACUUGCGAAGAUGCGCUCUCACAUCUCGUCCUGUGCGAAGGUACAGGAGCAGAUGGCCAACUGCCCCAGAUUCGUUCCAGUUGUCCCCACUUCCCAGCCUAUCCCCAGCAAUAUUCCCAAUCGCUCAACAUUUGUGUGCCCAUACUGCGGGGCCCGGAACCUGGACCAGCAGGAGCUGGUGAAGCACUGCAUGGAGAACCACCGCAACGACCCCAACAAAGUGGUGUGCCCAGUCUGCUCAGCCAUGCCCUGGGGGGACCCCAGCUACAAAAGCGCCAACUUCCUCCAGCAUCUCCUCCACAGGCACAAGUUUUCCUAUGACACCUUUGUGGACUAUAACAUUGACGAGGAGGCAGCGUUGCAGGCUGCCCUGGCACUGUCACUCUCUGAGAACUGAGGGUGACUGUAGAGCAUCGGUUUGGACCUCCCUCACACCCUGUCUUCUUUUGCACACUCAGCCUUCCUGCUGGGGAGGCACGGAGCUCGUCAGCCCCCCGGAGACCCACCGCCACCUCUCUUCUCUCUCCUCUCUGGGCAAACCCCACCUUGUUUAGGAAGGUGGAGUCUCUUUAGCAUCAUAGUGAACUGGUGAGUGAGCAGAGACAUCCGCUGCUAGGAGGAGAGAGGAGUUGGUGCCGAAGGGCUGGGAUCGUUCCUCAGUUAGGCAUUUCAUAUCCGUAUACGGAGUAUAUACCUGUAUCCAGAUAUAUUUAUUAUUAGAUGCUUUUUGGCACCAUUUGUCUUCAUGCUCUCUUGUUGCAAUUGAAUAGGUACGUAAAACUAUGAUGCAUUUUAUGCAGAAAUGCCCUAGUUUGAAACUGCAGUCAUCCAUGUCCUUUUUGAAAAGGAAGACAACGGCACGGAGCAUCUUUUUUUAAACUCUACAAGGCUAUUUCCAGAGAUGUCAGUCUGUCCCGUCCCCGUGCUGCAGGCUGGAGCUGCCUCCUUUGCCGCCUGCUGCUGCGCAGGCCAGGUUGAAUUCCAGGGCGAGACAGUUGUCCUCGUGUGUCCCGUGACAACAACGGGUUUGGAGGAUUCUGUGGCAAUGGCAUCUGGCAUCCGGUGAAACUCUCACCUUCCUCGUUUUGUACCGGCUCUUGUGAUACUGAGUUCUUGCAUUUUUCUACAUUAAUCGGCGUGAUGCCUUUUCCACGUUUUAUAGAGCGGGAACAGAAGCUGUUACUCUUCACACUGCAAUAUCCAUCACUGGGGACAAGGGUAUUUUUAUGGAACAUUAUUAAGAAAGUAUAUUUUUAAAAAAAAAAACCCAAACAGAUGAACGUGCUGUGGAUUUGAAAUCGGGUGGGAGGCAGGAGCUGGACCCCAUGCGUUUGGGGUGUCCUCUUUGGAUAUUUCUGGGCCAUUCCCCUCCCCUGUCAGUGUGUUUCUCCGCAGGCAGGUGGUGAUGCAGGAGAGGAUGGGUCAGAGCAGCAACUUGUUGGCUGGAGGAGCAGGUGAGGAGUCGCUUGCCAGGCUGCCUUUUUUAGGAGGAGCAGUCUUGCUUGUGUUCUCCGAGGGUCACUGAGCUGACGGUGCUCUCUGAGCUGCUAAUCCUUUCCGCAAUGUGUGGUCAGUCUUGGGAUGGUUUAGUUUUGCAGGCAGAGCUCUGCAACAGUGCUGGACGUGGCUGCAGGCAGGAUGUAAUCUGGAGUGGUGGUUUUCCGUCUGUGUUUGUGCAGCAAAGGAGCAGGCAGGUUAAUUGUGGCAAGCUGGUGAUGGGUGUGUGGGCAGGACAUCUGCCGAUGCAAGAUCCCAUCUCAGUGCUGAGCAUCUCAUCCUCUGAAACAGGGGAUUGCAUCUCCCCUUCCCAGGUCUCUGUCUGGGAAUAGGGCACACCUGGGCAGAUGUUGAUGCUCUGUAGCAUCCUGGUGACCUGUUCCCCUGGUCCCCUUCCUCUCUGCAUGUCCCUGCUCGGAGAAGUGCCCUUGUGUGGUUUAUCUGAGACAUGGCUCCAGCUCCAGCUCUGCUCUAGCAAUACUGUCUUGUUUUUUACUUUUGGUUUAAAUAGUAUGAGGUGCUUUGGAGGCUGUGAGCCUGUUGUGCCGCCAGCCCUACAAGGAGCGUGCAGACCAUCUGCUCCACUGGCAGAGGGAAGGGAAAGGGCUGGAGCUGCUCUGCUCACCUCCCUAGAGCCAGGCUAGGGAGGUGCACAGCAUUGCUGGCACCUGCCAAGACCAGGAAUUUCCCUGUCAGGAUGGAGAGCACUGGCAUCUCGCAGAAGGGACCCCAGAGGGUUUCCCUAUCCGGCCUUCAGCCAGUACCUGGGUUCACAGAGCAGCCUCCGUCAGAGCUCUCACUUGCAGGAAGCUCCUCGCCUCUGGGACAGCGCUAUUAACUUCUUUCUCUUUCCUCCUCCUUUUUGCCCCACAAUGCCAGAGCAGGGGCAGAAACAGCUGCUUUUGUAAAGCACUUUACGGCCCUGGUUGUGAGGGCGCAGGCAGGCGCUGUGCUGCACAGGCAGCCUCUCCCUCUUCCCACUUUGCACAGGGUGAGGUCCGGCUUUGCCCGCUGCCAGCCAGGCUGUGCUGGGGAUCCCACCAUGCAGCCGGCCGUGCUUUUCUGUGUGUUACCUGCGACUUUUUGCAUAACUAGAACUUUUAAUGAGACGUACUGUUUUUUGAAGAAAAAUAAUAUCAAUGACAUAUUUGUAGCAAACCAUUUUUUCUCAAUAAAGGCAGUUUCAUCCA
Cuculus canorus (common cuckoo) is the source of this 3502-nucleotide messenger RNA. RefSeq names its product ring finger protein 166 (gene RNF166). The transcript is spliced from 6 exons. The coding region runs from base 469 to 1212 and encodes 247 amino acids. Gene Ontology annotation, molecular function: ubiquitin protein ligase activity. NCBI's taxonomy places the organism in Eukaryota, Metazoa, Chordata, Aves, Cuculiformes, Cuculidae. Gene Ontology annotation, biological process: ubiquitin-dependent protein catabolic process; protein polyubiquitination. The record is from RefSeq and is a predicted model, not a curated record.